Pedinophyceae sp. YPF-701 is the source of this 1521-nucleotide messenger RNA. The record is from the annotation of a GenBank genome assembly. NCBI's taxonomy places the organism in Eukaryota, Viridiplantae, Chlorophyta, Pedinophyceae.
AUGCAGCGCGCAGCGUGGGGCACGGGCCUCGGGCGGCUCCGCGAGGCCGCCACGGUGGAGCAGUGCUACCCGAACACCCCCCAUGCUGAUGUGUUCCAGACUGACUCAGGGGGGGGGUGGGGCACGGGCGCAGGCCACGCGCCGCGCCGGCGGCGGCUCGCGGUGGACCACGCGGGGGUGCCUGUGGUCUGCGCGAGGUUCGACGACGCGGGGGAGCUGCUCGUGUCGUGCGGGGCCCGGGGGCGCAUUGCGGUGCAUGACGCGCUGACGCUGCGCUACAGGGCGUGGCGGGAGCGGUCGGCGGGCGCGAUGGUGCAAGUCGACCCCGUCGUGCACAUCGAGACAGGACGGCCGCUGGCCGCGGCGUGCUGGAACCCGGCCAACCAGGCCAUGAUCGCGGCAGUUGGGAAAUCGUGUUCCGCGGUGGACUUGUACGACCUCGAAGUCUGCGACCACGACCCGACGCUGCGGCUUGCGCCGCCGUCCACGGGCGCCGCCGCCGCCGCCUUCGCGGCGUCGGGUCUCUCCGCAGUCGCCAUGUUCGACAUGCACGCAGCAUCAAAAAUAGCCUCCCCGGCGACGGCGCCGCUCUGCGCGGCGGCCGGGGCUGCCGGCGCGGUGCUCGUGUGGGACGUGCGCGCGCCGGCGAGGCCGGCGAUGAUCGCACGCGGCUCCGCGGCGGGCUGGGGCGUCGAUCCAAUCACAAGCAUCGCGGUCGACCCUGCGCGGCACACGCUCGCCGCGGGGACGCUCGCGGGCCGCGUGCCGGUGUGGGACCUCCGCAAGACGUCCUCCGGUUCCGCGUUCGGCGCCCAGUCGGCUCCGAGGCGCCCAGACACCCUGAAAGUGCUACACGCCGCUGCGGUGCUGGCGGCCGUGCCUGGGCUCGCGGAGCAGGCGCAGAUCGACGAGGCGGCCGUCCACGACAUCGCGGUGCAUCCGUGCGCGCCGGGGGUGCUGCUGUUCCAUCUUGAGACGGGCUGGACGGCUGCGGUGGAUGUCGACACCGGGCGGCCCGUCGCGGCGCAUUGCCCGCCGAUUCCGUGGCGGGUGGACGCGGAGGCCGACGCUGCGACGGAGCUCAAGACCGGCGUGGUUCGGGAGGACCCGCGCACGUCGUGCCCCGCGUGGUGGCGCGCAGGCCCCCGGCGCAUCGGGGCCGCCGUGCUGCCCGGCGCAGGCCCCGUCGUCGCCGUCGGCUCCGCGGACGGCCGUGCUGUCAACGUCGUCAACGUCGACCGCCACCCGCGCGCCCACGCCGUGGUGCCAGAGGCGGACACGGCGCCUGGCGGCGCGGGCCUCGGGCAGGACAUGCAGGGGCAGCAUCGGGACGGCGUGCAGGGCCGCGGGAGGGGCCACCGGUGGGGUCCCGUGCGGGUGCGCGUGUCGACGCCAGCGACGUGCGCUGCGGUGCACCCGCGGACGGGGGAGGUGGCCGUGGGGACGCUGGGCGGGGGGCUGGCGUGGAUGUGGCACGGGGGCGGCGAGCCGGCGGACGGCGCGGAGGUAUUCGAGCUGUGA